This is a messenger RNA of Haliotis rufescens (red abalone), 3206 nucleotides long. Its product is annotated as WD repeat-containing protein 70-like. Lineage: Eukaryota; Metazoa; Mollusca; Gastropoda; Lepetellida; Haliotidae. Gene Ontology annotation, molecular function: protein binding. The record is from RefSeq and is a predicted model, not a curated record. The coding region runs from base 221 to 2131 and encodes 636 amino acids. Gene Ontology annotation, biological process: regulation of DNA double-strand break processing. Gene Ontology annotation, cellular component: nucleus; site of double-strand break. The transcript is spliced from 17 exons.
UCCAGUUCCGGUUGUAAACAAGUGCACGUUUUUCAGAUGAAACCAUGUCAAUAAUGUUCCCGUGAAUGCCAUGGGAGGUUUCUGCUGCGUAGAUUGAUUUUCCUGUUCAAGGUCUGUUCUGUGAUCGUUCUAUUUCACGGAUAGGUUUCUUCAAAUCAGUAUUGUUGCACAUCAUCCUUUGUAUAGACUGUGAACCAGAUAAAAUAACUAAACAAGAACCAUGGAGCCCUCAGAUACACAGAAGAAGGCACGGACAUUUGACUUCAUGGCCAUGUUUGAACAAGCCCGCCAGACUGCUAUAGAGAGAACACAGGUUAAUGAGGUUGUGACUGAAGAAACUGUAAAAGAAACUACAGAAAAACAAAAAACAUCCAAGGAUGAUUCCAGUGACUCCAGUGACUCUGACAGUGACUCUGAUAGCUCCUCCUCCUCCUCCUCUGACAGUGAGGGGAGUACAGACAAACUCAGACAGAAGUUGAAGGGAGGUAACUCUGAUGAUGAUGUUAUUGGGCCACCACUUCCACCUGGAUUCGCUCAAGGUGGAGGCGAGGAUUCAGAGAUGGCUGGACCUUCAGUGUCAAUGUCAAAGAGAGGAGAAUCAGAGGAUGAGGAUGAUGAUGAUGAUGAGGAAGAUGAAGAAGAAGAGUCACUUGACAAGAAAAUUCCAUCAAGUCAUGAAGUUGUCCUCGAUCAUGGGGGCAAAACUGUGUCGGCGCUGGCAUUAGACCCAUCAGGGGCCCGUCUAGUUACCGGAGGGUUUGACUUUGAUGUCCGAUUCUGGGAUUUUGCUGGAAUGGAUGGCUCAUUACAGAGUUUCCGAAAUUUACGCCCAUGUGAAUGCCAUCAGAUCAAGUCCCUCUCGUACAGCACAACAGGAGAUAAGAUUCUUGUAGUUGCUGGCAAUGCUCAGGCCAAGGUGAUCGACCGUGACGGCUUCGAGGUGCUGGAGUGUGUGAAGGGAGACCAGUACAUCGUAGACAUGGCCAGCACAAAGGGACACACAGCCAUGCUGAAUAGUGGAUGCUGGAAUCCCAAGAUCAAGGAGGAGUUUCUCACAUGUUCAAAUGAUGGUACGUUGAGGCUGUGGGAUUGUAACCAGUCCAAGAGACACAAGGGUAUCAUCAAACCAAAGUGUAAUUCCGGUCGUCGGACAAUCCCUACCACCUGCACCUACAGUAACGACGGUAUCUACAUUGCAGCCGCAUGUCAAGAUGGCUCUAUUCAGCUGUGGGACCACAGGAAACACACAUUUGUGAAUGUCGCUCUCUACAACAGAUCAGCCCACAUGAAUGGAAGCGAUACUUCAUGUCUGUGUUUUUCCUACGAUGGGACUGUGUUGGCUUCAAGGGGAGGUGACGACACGCUGAAGCUGUGGGACAUCAGAAAAUUCAGGGAUCCACUUGCAGUCGUCAAGGAUCUCGAGAGCGUCUUCCCAAUGACCGACUGUCUGUUCAGUCCUGAUGACCAGAUGGUGGUGACUGGGAUAUCAGUGAGGAAAGGUCAAGGUUCUGGGAAACUCAUCUUCUUUGAGCGGAACACACUGAACCGUGUGACUGAGAUGGAGAUAGGCGAUUCAAGUGUGGUACGAGCUCUGUGGCACCCGAAGCUGAAUCAGAUGGUGGUUGGAUCAGGAGAUGGCUUGGUUCGUGUCUACUACGACCCCAAGAAGAGUCACAGGGGUGCCAUGUUGUGUGUUGUCAAGCAGAAGCGGAAAGCCAGACAGGUGCAGGUGAUGGCAUCACAGACCAUCAUCACACCGUAUGCACUGCCCAUGUUCCGUCAAGGUAAACCCACCAGCACACGCAAACAGGAGGAGAAAGUCAGGAAGGACCCCAUGAAGAGCAAGAGGCCAGAUUUGCCUGUCAGUGGACCAGGUACCGGUGGUCGAGUUGGAGCAAAAGGAGCUACUCUAUCUCAGUAUGUGGUUCAAACUCUCAUCAAGCGCAAGCCGGACAAGUAUGAGAAUGAUCCUCGUGGCGCCAUCUUGAGGCAUGCAAAGGAGGCGGAGGAGCAUCCCUACUGGGUGGAUCCGGCAUAUAAGAAGACCCAGCCUAACAAGGUGUUCCAGGAACCUGAGACGGAGAAGAAAGAUGACGAUACCCCACAUUGGAAGAAGCAGAAGAUAAGCUAGAGAGCAGCCCCAACCUCAGCUGGAGGCCCUGUGUAUCUCACACUGUUGUCAGGACGACUAGUGUGAGCAUCCAUCUGCACAUUUUCCCGAGGCAAGAGAGUUAACUGUCUUUAAAAGUCCAAUUUCCACCCUUGCCGAACUAGGCUGGAAUUAAUGGGCUUGAUCGUUGCGCAACCAGUGGCUAUUACCAGUUAUGUCCCUUCUAAGCCUCUCCUAUAGACCAAUCAGAUUCCACCUCUUGUAUCACUUGCAUUUGCUUCAAACAAAACAGUGGCUCCCAGUCAAGACGAUCUGAUCGAUAAUCAAUGUCUUUAUUGUGCUAAAACAAGUCUUGCAUCGCGAAAUGCAUCAAAUCAUGUGAGCACCUUGAUUAAAAACAUGAAAAGAUUUGGAAAAUAUCUGUUGACAACAAUUUGGCAGUGCACAUGCUUUGCAAAUCCUGCAAAUGACCGAAAUCUUAACAACAGUUAACAAACCGGAUUUCGAUUUCGUUACGCGAUUUUGAUUGGACUAUGCAUAGACUUGUUAGCCCAGCCAAAAUGAAACUCCAUAAUACCAGCCUAGAUCAGCAAGGGUGGGAACUUGACUUUUAUAGUCAGUUAACUCACUUGCCUCGGGAAGAUGCCAUCUGAAUUGUGGAUGAGACAUUGUUGUCCUCAUUCUGCACGGAGUGGAAAUGAGCAGCUAGAAAGCACCAAACCACUUCCUGGUCAAGACAUCUCUCAGACUGAAGUGACCUGCAUCAUCUACAUCUGGAGGAGUGUAUUUUAACCUGUGAAUAAACAGCGAGUUCCUCAUGAGCCAAAUGAUGAAUCAGUCAAUGAAGAAUUUAGAAGAAAACGGUGGCAAUUUAGAUGAGAAAACACACGACAGUCUACAGAUGGAGGGUGAAUCAAACCCUGACAAAAUUACCUUCCCUUGCAAAGUUUAAGCAGGAGUCAUUCCCUUGGUCUGUUUAGCUGUCCUUCGUCAGGCAGUUAAUAUCCGACCUCGGGCUUCUCCAAAUAAUGCCUCCAAUAAUAUGUUACCCUUAAAGGAACUACAUGCCUCCAUUGCUGUUGUUUUGUGUUCACUU